AUGGCACUCAAUUUGGUUGUCAAGGUUCAUCCCGUAGUUUUAUUUCAAAUUGUUGAUGCUUACGAGCGACGAAAUGCAGAUUCUCAUCGUGUUAUCGGCACUUUGUUGGGCACAUCGGACAAAGGUGUGGUGGAAGUGACAAAUUGCUUUUGCGUACCUCACAAGGAGCAUGCGGAUCAGGUUGAAGCUGAACUCAACUAUGCCAUGGACGUUUAUGAGCUGAACCGAAGGGUUAAUUCCUCUGAAAACAUCGUUGGAUGGUGGGCCACCGGCAACGAGGUGACCAACCACUCGUCGGUGAUCCACGAGUACUACUCGCGCGAGUGCCGCGAGCCGGUGCACGUGACGCUGGACACGUCGCUGGCGGGUGCGCGCAUGGGGCUGCGCGCGUACGUGUGCGUGCCGCUGGGCGUGCCGCGCGGCAAGCAGGGCGUCAUGUUCACGCCCAUCGACGUCACGCUCAUCUGCUACGAGCCGGAGAUUGUGGGUCUACAACUGUGCCAGAAAACGAUGGCGCCUAACGGUCGGUCGCGUCAAGUGCAGCCCAUGUUAGACCUGGCACAGGUCGCUGAGGCCGCUGCCAAACUCUCGGGACUUCUUGAUCAGGUGCUGCAGUACGUGGAGGACGUGCUGGCGGAUCGCGUGGCGCCGCACAACGCGGCCGGCCGCCAGCUGCUGGAGCUGGCGCACUCGCUGCCCAGCCUGGCCGCCGACGCGCUGUCCGCAGCCUUCGCCUCCAGUGUCAAGGACCUGCUCAUGGUGGUGACUCUGGCGCAGUUGAUCAAGACUCAAUUACAGCUGAACGAGAAGCUCACCUUACUCACGUCCCAAUGA
Parnassius mnemosyne (clouded apollo) is the source of this 834-nucleotide messenger RNA. NCBI's taxonomy places the organism in Eukaryota, Metazoa, Arthropoda, Insecta, Lepidoptera, Papilionidae. The record is from the annotation of a GenBank genome assembly.